UCACAUGGUACAGUAGAUGAUAAAAUUGACUAAUAUUCAGUGUGAUAUUUGCUUACGUGCUGGUAUAUUUUUGGAAAUUAACAGUGUAUGCUUCACAUUGAAGUUAUCACUCUUUUUGCUUAGAAUAACUUAGAAAUUCUUCUUUUUUGGUAUAAUAUAUUCUUUUUGCUUAUCUCAUAAAGCUUGCACUCAUGCAUAUUUUAAGAAGAUCAGCUCAAGUUAGAAGGGUGUUAAGACAUAAAAUGUCUAGAUAUUUCUAAGAAGGUAUAUUUGGCUACGCUUCCAGGAAAUUGUGUGUAUUAAAGGUGUGCUGAAUCAACAGUCCUGUAGCAUUAGUCAGCUUAGUGUUCUUCAAGGCCUGGAGAUGCCAGCUUUCUUCAAACCAGUUGAAUUUUCUGUGUAGUUAAACUCUAACUGUUUUGUCUUUGGUUUUAAAUUUAUUAUGUUGCUCUUUUGAGCAAUAUGAUAGGAGUGCAGAAUGCUGGAAUGUUCAUUGUGUUCCUCAUGCUAGUUAGAAAAUACACUGCAAAGACUCUUUUCCUUAUGUCAGCUCUUAGAGUAAGUUUGGUACCAUUCCCAUACAGUGAUUUGGAAACACUGCUGGAGGUUAUAAAUGUUGUAAAUAUUGUUGUAAAUAGAGAUAGGAAAUACAGGCUGGUGUAAAUAGGGAUAGGAAAUAUAGAUGUUACUGUUGUGAGCUUUUGGAAAGGCUUCUCACAGUGCCUCCUACAUGUGGUAAUUUUCCUCUUGAUGACUGUGCAGCACUGGAAAUGAUGGCGGAUGAUUUAGAAAAAUUUAUUGAAGACCAGAAGGCCAAGUUGGCACAAGAUAAGGCAGAACUUGAAAAUGAUCCACCUUACAUGGAAAUGAGGAAUAAGGAAUCAGAGAAGCUUUCUGAAACUAGCAAGAUGUUAAUCUCCAUGGCUAAAGAAAAUAUACCUCCAAAUAGUCAACAGAACUACCCUUCAGGUGACUAUGGCUUGAGUUUGCCUCUUGGAGAAGAAUAUGAACGAAAAAAACAUAAACUCAAAGAGGAACUUCGGCAAGAUUACAGGCGAUAUCUUUCUCAGGGAAUUUCACAGGCAAAAAGAAAGAAAAAUUAUCUGACUACUGAUGAAGUAGAUCCAUAUACUCAGGGAUUAUCUCUUCCUAUUGAUGAGCGAAGAUCUGCCAAGGAAAGAUUACGACUUGAAAGAAACAAGGAAUACAAUCAAUAUCUCAGGGAUAAAGAAGAAUGGAAUGAAAGGCUAAGGAAAUUAGGGAAGAAAAACAGAGAGCAUGAGAUGCACAGGAAUAAAACACCUAUUGCUGUUACCAGGCUCCAGCCAGAAUUACAUACAGAAGUCCAGCCCUGUAAUACAGGUGCAGAACCUCCCAAGAAGGAUGCUUUUACUUCCACAGAAGGUUGUGAAGAGCUGAUAAAUAAGAGAUGGCUGGAGGAAGACAGGCACCACAGGUUAGAUGAUGAGGUUGAAUUGAGAAGUCAACUAUUUAAUAAAAGAUUUGAUGAGGAUUUGGAUGUUCCCAAUCAAAGACAUGGAUUUGCUAGCCAAUCUGUAAUUCCUACUAGGAAGCAUCACAGAAUUGAUGAAGAUGGUGAUUUUGGUAGAAGAUACUACAGAGUGGACUAUGAUCCUGAGACAAAUGCAGAAAUGGACCCUAGAUUUAGAUCUGAAAGCACCUAUGACAGAAAAACUCCCCGGGGUUUUUUUGCUGAAAGGCCCUGUCUGAAUGGAAUGGUAAGAGAUGUACCUGCAGAUUAUGAAGAUGAAUUAAAGGAGAGAGCACGUGUGCGGCCGUUCUCAAGAACUGGAGAUUCUAGAAAUCAGAUACAGAUGAGUUCUUCAGCUAGUGAACAGGCCAAGUCUGCAGGUGAAAGGCGGUAUGCAACAGGCCUUGUUCUUGGUGGUCAGGACCGAGAACUUCUUCAAAGGAGAAAGGAGAAGUACAGACAAGAGCUAAUGGAACAGAUGGCUGAGCAACAGCGGAAUAAGAGACGUGAGAAGGAACUUGAGCUCUCAGUUGCUGCCUCUGGAGCUCAAGACCCAGAAAAGAAGCCAAAUAGAUUGAAGCAGUUUGGCUUCACAGCAAGAGCUUUUGAAGAGAAGUUACCUCCUGAAAGGCCCAGGGUGGCUUUCCAAACUCCAAUGCCAGCCCGUUCAGCCUCUCCAGUGAAUGAAGACUCUCAGAGUGAUAAAGAAUUUCAGAGGGGUGUAGUCAGCAGUCUUGGGGACAUGGUAGCUCCCAGGCUUGCACCGUUGCCACCGCCUCCAGCACCAGUUUUGACAGACAACUAUAAAACACCUUAUGAUGAUGCUUAUUACUUUUAUGGGGCUAGGAAUCCUUUGGAUCCUGCUCUUGCAUACUAUGGUACAGGUAUGAUGGGAAUGGAACCCACACCUAGUCUGGAUCCUCCUUUAGGCCAAGUUCCAGUAGGGCAACCCAUAAAUAACAUUGGACAGAGGAACACAGGAGACAGACAAAGAAGCGUGGGAAUGUAUUCUGAAGAAAAAACAAAGCCUUCCAAAGAGGCAACAUUAUCUUAUCAACAAGAAUUACAACAGCAGAUAAGAGAGAGAGAAGAGCGACGCAGACAAGAGCGAGAGGAGAAGGAGAAGUUAGAAGCAGAAAUGAAGAAUUACAAUCCCUGGGGAAGAGGUGGUGGUGGUGCUCCUCUCAAAGAUGCAGACGGAAAUCUGAUAACGGACUUGAAUGUCAUGCACAAGCGAAAUGGAGAGGCAUAUCAUAAUCCAGAGGCAAGACUGUAUGAAGAUAAAAGGGCUAUUGUUGACCUAAAUUUGGCCUCCUCAAGACCUGAGAACUCAGAAGCAUCUACAAAUAAAAUAGCAGGUAUUACAUUUGCACAGGCCUCUCCUUUUGCUCGAGGUAAUGUGUUUGGUGAACCUCCAUCUCCAGAGCAGCUUAAGCGACAGGAAUCCUACAAGAACUUCCUGCGUCUACAGAUUGAAGAAAAGAGACGUAGGGAAGAAGCAGAGCGAGAAAAACUUAGAAUAGAAGAAGAAAAAGAGGAAAAACGACUUGCAGAGCAGAGGAUGAGGAUUCAAAAAGCAUAUGAAGAGGAACUAGAGGAGAAAAGGAGGAAAGAUGAGGAGCGAAGAUUGAAAAAUAAAGAAAUAAUUCAAUUAGGUGAAGAAAGGAGAAAAGAGGCAGAAAAACAAGGAAAAGAAAAAGAAGAAAAGCGAGAGGAACAGCUCAGACAAUAUUUUGAGAAAAAAGAGAAGGAAGAGGAAAAGAAGAUGUUGUCACGACAAUCUUCACCCGUCGUUCCCGCUCUGCAGAACAAAUCAGUGAGAAAAGAGGAAAGGAUUCCCUCUGCUGAGAGCCGUCUGUCUUACUGUGCACAAGAUCCUCCACAGCCCAGAGCUCCUUCUCCACCUGUCCCUGCUAGAAGAAAUCAGCUGCGUUCAUUAGAGGAAAGGAAGAAUGUGAUCAAUGAAUUAUCAGAGAUGAGGAAACAGCUUCGUAGUGAAGAGAGGCGCCUGCAGGAGCAGUUGUUAAAUGUGGCCAGUCAUGAUAAUGUACCAAUUACACGCAGGAGGAGAGAGAAGAAUCCAAGGGACAUAUUUGAGAUGGCCAGGCUUCGUCUGCACGCUCCAGUUCGGCGACCUUCCUUGAAGGAGGCACCAGAUCCUGUCAAUAUGCAGAAUAUCUGGGAAUUUAAUGAACUAAAAUACAAAGAUUCUGAAACACGUAUGGUCUUGAGGCACAUGUAUCCUGAUCCUCCAAAAGAUGACCAGACUCUAGAGAUUCAACAGCAGGCACUGUUGAGGGAGCAGCAGAGGAAACUUGACAAAUUGAGAAUGAGGAGAGAAACAGAAGCUUUUGAUGAUCAAGAGGAUUCUGCUUUGGACAGCUACCCACAAACCAUGGGCCUGUUCAGGAACAAGUCUAAUGAAUUCCAGAAAAAUUCACUGUUGGAAUCGGAUAGUGCUUUUAUUGGUGCUAAUGGGGAAAUGUUUUCUGCCUUAGAAGAAGUGAAUUUAUUACCACAGCAUCCACUUUCUGCAAGGGAGAGGAGACGACUGAAGCAGAGAGCUUUGGAGAGUGCUGCACGUGAGGAGGUUCCACCAGGGCAGACUCCGUUGCUGCAGCCUGACAGCCUCUCCCUGCACUCCAACUUCAGCCUCGACGCGGAUCAGGUGAAAGGCAAGAACGAGGAACGACUGCACAGACUGACUGAGCUCCAGCAGAAAUCUCCUUCCUUGGGUGAUGACAUUUCCUUAGGGGACGUGGACGACCUUCUGAAGCGCGCCCAGUCCCAGGCCAGCUCCACGGACACGGUGGCCACGGAGCCCUGGCUGCGGCCGGGAACGUCGGCCACGCUCCGGCGGCUGCUGGAGCAGCCGAGCUCGGCCAAGCUGUCCCCGGAGCCCGCGCUGCCGCGGGGCUGGCACGGCCUCUCCACCGCGCACGGCUGAGCCGCCGGCACCCCAGGGAAUCCGCAGGGAGGGAGAGCUCUCUGUACAGCGUGGAGCUCCGUGGAACUGCAAACAGCAAUAAUAAAGGAUCAGACGCUGCAGUGGAACGGAGGUGGAGCGCGGGGAUGUUUUCUGUUCCGUGAUGUGGGACACGGAGGAAUGGCUUGGCAGCUUUUGCACUUUUUAUACGACUUAAGUUUCAGCCUCAGAAACAGAGUGUGGUGUGUGUGUGUGUGAAUUUGAUAUUAAAUCAAAGAUGUUUUUUAGGUUUAUAGUAAAACUCCGAAACUUUCUGGCAUUAGAGCAGCCCAAGAGCAGAAGGGCGUUUUAGGUUUUUACCCAAAGAGUAACUUGAACAAGGACACUUGGUUUUCAUACAGGAUAAAUGCUGUCUUGCAUGAAAGCACAGCUAACACUUUCAUGGAAAAAAAAUUACUAUUAACAAUGUGUCUUACAUUCCCUAACUUGUUGUGUGCUGAAAAUACAGAUAUUGUUGAAUAUAUUUAUGGUUCUGAUUGAAGAGUUAAUAAAGUAUUUUGUUACUAAAA
Messenger RNA from Passer domesticus (house sparrow), 4987 nucleotides. It is a transcript of the gene CSPP1, whose product is annotated as centrosome and spindle pole associated protein 1. Bases 771 to 4439 code for a protein of 1222 amino acids. Gene Ontology annotation, biological process: positive regulation of cytokinesis. Lineage: Eukaryota; Metazoa; Chordata; Aves; Passeriformes; Passeridae. The transcript has 31 exons. The record is from RefSeq and is a predicted model, not a curated record. Gene Ontology annotation, cellular component: microtubule; spindle pole; centrosome.